Molecule: messenger RNA, 656 nt
Organism: Ochotona princeps (American pika)
Lineage: Eukaryota; Metazoa; Chordata; Mammalia; Lagomorpha; Ochotonidae
Product: SRSF protein kinase 1-like
Exons: 1
Coding region: 69-656 (195 amino acids)
Biological process (GO): regulation of mRNA processing; protein phosphorylation; spliceosomal complex assembly
Molecular function (GO): ATP binding; protein kinase activity
Source: RefSeq, a predicted model, not a curated record
GGGGCCGCGGCGGGAGCCGGAGUCGCUGCCCUCCAGUGCGCAGGCGCCUGGCGGUUACCGGUCUCGCCAUGGAGCGGAAAGUGCUUGCGCUCCAGGCCCGCAAGAAAAGGACCAAGGCCAAGAAGGACAAAGCGCAAAGGAAAUCUGAAACUCAGCACCGAGGUUCUGCUCCCCACUCUGAGAGUGAUCUGCCAGAGCAAGAAGAGGAGAUUCUGGGGUCAGACGAUGAUGAGCAGGAAGAUCCCAAUGAUUAUUGUAAAGGAGGUUAUCAUCUUGUGAAAAUCGGAGAUCUAUUCAACGGGAGAUACCAUGUGAUCCGAAAGCUGGGCUGGGGUCACUUUUCAACAGUGUGGUUGUCAUGGGAUAUUCAGGGGAAGAAGUUUGUGGCCAUGAAAGUAGUUAAAAGUGCUGAACAUUAUACUGAAACAGCACUAGAUGAAAUCCGGUUGCUGAAAUCAGUUCGCAAUUCAGACCCCAGUGAUCCCAAUAGAGAAAUGGUUGUUCAGCUACUAGAUGACUUCAAAAUAUCAGGAGUAAAUGGAACACGAACACAGGAACACACAUUUGAUCUAUGUCUGAAUAUCUUUUUGAGAAUAUUGCUUUUGGCUUUUUUUUCCCCUUUCCAGACAAACCAAAGUAAAAAGAGACAUUUUUAG